UUUUACUUUUCUUUCACUUCUUCCCUCUUUUCGUAGUUUGGUGUUUGUCUAUCCGGGGUCCAGCUGCUUUUAACUCGCUCAUCUUCCCAUUACUCCUCCGACCACGCGGUCAUGCCCGUCGCCUCCGUGACCGCGCUCGCCCGGAUUGGCCACGCGCGACUGACCAUGCGUUUUCUGGUUCCACCGAGCCAACUGGGGCCAAGCAAGAUCUGGAAAAGCCGAGUUUUGUUCCGCCGCUCCCCCUCCUCACCAACGUCGCCGCCGCUGCUGGAUCCGGGGCUAGCGGGAAGGCGGAGCCAGGAGGGCAGGGGCUUUGCCGGAGGAUUUCCUGCUGGCCAGAACCGGCCCUCCCCCUUCCGCAAUAAAAGCCCCCCCGGACCCAGCAUCUUCAGCAUCAUCAGAAGCGCCUCUCCUCCUCUACACAUCCCCUCCUCCUCCUCCUGCAGAGCCAUCAGCUGUUCUCCCUUUCUCUCCCGCUCCUGUGGAUGGCACAGGAACGCAGACAGGAAAAUGUCCACAAACCCGGGUUCCGGCAAGCCCCAGGCUAAAUCGCCGUUCCGGAAGAGGGGCAGCCUGCAGAUUAAUGCCAGCCCUGAUAUCCACGGGGCCCGACACCUCCUCACCUCCCAGCGUUCUCUUCCCGGGACGCCCGUUUCGUACAAGCCCCUCCCCAUCGACCUGCGCACCUCCAUGGACGGCAUGUACAAGGAGAUCGCCGAGGAGCUGUUCACGCGCAGCUUGGCGGACAGUGAGAUGCGCAGCGCUCCCUAUGAGUUCCCGGAGGACAGCCCCAUCGAGCAGCUGGAGGAGCGCCGCCAUCGUCUGGAGAGGCAGAUCAGCCAGGACAUCAAGGUGGAGCCAGACAUCCUGCUCCGGGCCAAGCAGGACUUCCUGAAGACUGACAGCAGCGCAGACCUGGAAUUUCUGAAGGAGCAGAAUGACGUCUCGGCAGAGCACUUCCCUAAAGUGAGGGAGCAGGUCCAGGAGUACCAGCGUGUCGCCAUCUCAGGAGAGGAGGAGUGUGGGGUACCCUUCGUGGACCUGCUGGACGCUGCUAAGUGUGUGGUCCAUGCGCUGUUCAUCCGGGAGAAGUACAUGGCCCUGUCCAUGCAGAGCUUCUGCACAACCACGUCCCGCUACCUACAGCAGCUCGGGAACAAGCCACUGGAGCUCCGCGUCUACGACGAUAUCCCAGAAACCCCUGUGGCUGCAGAUGCCCCUGUGCACCCUCCCGUUUCCGAAACGCACCCCUACGCGGAUCAGGACCCCAAAAACAUGCCCGGCGACACUGGCUUCGGCUGCAAGAUGGUGGACGGGGUGAUGCACGUCUACGGCAAGAGGAGCAGCUUGGACAAGAGUACAGAGCUGGACCUGCCGUACCCUAACCUGCAGGAGUACAUCGCCGACAUGAGCGUCAUGAUGGCCCUGAUCAUCAACGGCCCUGUGAAGUCGUUUUGUUACAGGCGGCUCCAGUACCUGAGCUCCAAGUUUCAGAUGCACAUCCUGCUGAACGAGAUGAAGGAGCUGGCUGCCCAGAAGAAGGUCCCGCACCGCGACUUCUACAACAUCCGCAAAGUGGACACGCACAUCCACGCCUCCUCCUGCAUGAACCAGAAGCACCUGCUGCGCUUCAUCAAGCGGGCCAUUAAGAAGUACCCCGGCGAGAUCGUGCAUGUGGAGCAGGGCCGAGGCCAGACGCUCACAGAGGUGUUCCAGAACAUGAACCUGACCGCCUUCGACCUGAGCGUGGACACACUGGACAUGCACGCCGAUCGCAACACUUUCCACCGCUUCGACAAGUUCAACGCCAAAUACAACCCCAUCGGAGAGUCCAUCCUCCGGGAGAUCUUCAUCAAGACUGACAACCACAUCGAGGGAAAGUAUUUCGGACACAUCGUAAAGGAAGUGAUGUCAGACCUGGAGGAGAGCAAGUACCAGAACGUGGAGCUGCGGCUGUCCAUCUACGGCCGAGCUCGGGACGAGUGGGACAGGCUUGCGCAGUGGGCUGUCCGCCACAAUGUCUACUCCGAAAACGUGUGCUGGCUCAUACAGGUGCCCCGCCUCUUUGAUGUUUACCACACCAAGAAACAGCUGGCCAACUUCCAGGAAAUGCUGGAAAACAUUUUCAUGCCGCUUUUUGAGGUCACCAUCAACCCACAAAGCCACCCAGAGCUCCACCUCUUCCUCCAGCAUGUGGUGGGCUUUGACAGUGUGGACGACGAAUCCAAACCGGAACAUCACAUCUUCAACUUGGACAGUCCGCUUCCGGUCAACUGGACCCUGGAGGACAACCCCCCCUAUUCCUACUACCUCUAUUACAUGUAUGCCAACAUGACUGUUCUCAACCACCUCCGCAGGAGGCGGGGUUUCCACACAUUUGUGCUCCGCCCUCACUGUGGAGAGGCGGGGCCUAUCCACCACCUGGUGUCGGGCUUCAUGCUGUCAGAGAACAUAUCCCACGGGCUGCUUCUGAGGAAGGCUCCAGUUCUGCAGUACCUGUACUACCUGGCUCAGAUCGGCAUCGCCAUGUCGCCCCUCAGCAACAACAGCCUGUUCCUCAGCUACCACCGCAACCCCCUCCCAGAGUACCUGUCCCGCGGGCUGAUGAUCUCCCUGUCCACAGACGACCCGCUGCAGUUCCACUUCACCAAGGAGCCCCUGAUGGAGGAGUACAGUAUCGCUGCUCAGGUGUGGAAGCUCAGCUCCUGUGACAUGUGUGAGCUGGCCAGGAACAGCGUGCUGAUGAGCGGCUUCUCCCACAAGACGAAGAGCCACUGGCUGGGGCCCGCCUACCUGGCCGAGGGGCCGCGGAGCAACGACAUCCGCCGCACCAACGUGCCGGACAUCCGCGUGGGGUACCGCUACGAGACCAUGUGCGAGGAGCUCAACCUCAUCACCCAGGCCGUGCGGUCCGAGGAGCUCAACCUCAUCACCCAGGCCGUGCGGUCCGAGGAGCUGGAGAACCCCGAGGAGGAGGACUCCCUCUCCAUGGCCCCCGUCCCGGGAGGGCGAUGAGGAGCCGCCACCCCCCGCCCCCCCUGCCACCAACCGCCACCCCGCCGCCUUCUGCCCCAGCAUGCCCUGCUGCAGCCGCCGGGCGCCGUACGCUUCCUGUCGCAAGAGGGGGGCGUUACUGCACACCUUUCGCCCAGUCAGAGAGCCCGGGCACCCCCCUUCCCCCCUGUGACAUCACAGACCAGCUGUUUCCCUGUCAGGAGUGGCUCGGGGCGUAUUUUAAAUUAACCAUUCCCCCAAGGUCAUCGGGAGGUCAGCGAUAGCAUCACUGUGUGCUCUGCGCCUCCUUUGUCGUGUUUCACUCUUUCUUCUUUUUGAGACCUCUUUACAUUUGUUUAAAUUCUUUCUUCCUCACACACACACUGUGAUUUAGUUUUUGUUACUAAGAUUUUGUGUGACAGUACUUUUUUUAAAACUAUUAUCUUCCUGUGAUUUUUAAAAAAAUCCUUCUUUCUUUGUCUCGUCCUCUCUCACUGUGAUUUCCUUGUUUGUUAUGAGCAUGCUCAGAUGCCGCACAGUACGUGGCAUGCUAUGAGCAUGCUCAGAUGCCGCACAGUACGUGGCAUGCUCGGUGUUAUUUUUUUACACUAAAGACAGAGCCGUGCUGCUGCAUCCCAGCUGACACAAAAUGUUCUCACAAUGUUACCACAAUGUUUCGUCAAUGUUAUAGCAGCAACAUUGUGAGAGCAUUUUUGCACAGGUAUCUUCCUUCUUUGUCCUUCUCUAUUCCUUAUUUCUAUUGCUGUCCUUCUCUUCAAAUUCUUCUUGCGGAAGCCUCCUACUCUGUUUACCUGUAACCCGAACCUUUUUUUUUUUUUCAUUGGGCUAGUAACCUAUCCCUCUCUGUCUAACUCAAAAAACCCUACACUUGCACAAACCCCUCCCCCUUACAUAAAACUCCUCCUCUUCACCUAGGCUCCUAUAAAGUGAAGUGAGCCCUGCAUGUGAUUGGUUCCUGCCAGUACUCUCCGUUUGCCUUCCCCCUCCCCAGCAUGAGGGCACUUUUUUCCCACCGGACUGGCUGUGGCCACAGGAAGCAGAGAUAUGAGAGAAUGCUGCUCGGUACCAAAAAUGACUUGCAUGCUGUGAGAAUGCCAUUCGACUGCUGCUGUAGAGCCACAGUUCACCCAAUAGGGGGCGCACUAGUGCCGCAUCUAUGUAUUGUGAAGUGCGGCCAUUGGAUUGUAUGCACACGGAAUGUGGGAUCAAAGGAUUGCAGAAAUAGAAGGGCGAGGUUCUGAGGGAGGGUCUGUUUCUCACACACAGUGUGUAUUAGCAGAGGCUAAUGGCUAUGUUAAAAGCUUACCUUUAAAAUGCUAAUGUUUCUACAGUUUGUUAAAGGUUUGUUUUUUUAGCUUUAUUAACUUCCACCAAUAGGCUACACAUACAGUUUAAUACACAAACACAUAAAUAUGAUAUGAACACAUGCAUAAUAUGUUAAAGUAGUCUUUCGAGAGAUGAGUAACAAGCGGUUUCAUUUUGAAACGACAGCUUUAAAAUACUGUACCAGCUCCUCAGAGUCAUGUUGAUUAUCGCUGUCUUGAGCGGCUUCAUCCCGAUAAUGUGGAAUAGUUUCUCAAAAUAAACACUGGCAUGAGGCUCCAAAGUCAUGGGUACAGUAGAUCCUUCAAGACAUAGACCUCAAAAUCAAGCUUGUUAUCUUUACUGAUGCAAAGAGGCAAGCGUUAAAUGGAAGUGAGUCACACUUUUUU
Anguilla anguilla (European eel) is the source of this 4727-nucleotide messenger RNA. It is a transcript of the gene ampd2b, whose product is annotated as adenosine monophosphate deaminase 2b. The transcript is spliced from 18 exons. Gene Ontology annotation, cellular component: cytosol. Lineage: Eukaryota; Metazoa; Chordata; Actinopteri; Anguilliformes; Anguillidae. Gene Ontology annotation, biological process: IMP salvage; AMP metabolic process. The record is from RefSeq and is a predicted model, not a curated record. Gene Ontology annotation, molecular function: AMP deaminase activity. The coding region runs from base 112 to 3015 and encodes 967 amino acids.